Messenger RNA from Callorhinchus milii (elephant shark), 514 nucleotides. Its product is annotated as MIEF1 upstream open reading frame protein-like. Bases 203 to 415 code for a protein of 70 amino acids. NCBI's taxonomy places the organism in Eukaryota, Metazoa, Chordata, Chondrichthyes, Chimaeriformes, Callorhinchidae. The transcript has 3 exons. The record is from RefSeq and is a predicted model, not a curated record.
CGGGACUUCCAAUGUGGGUGACCCUUCCGCUUGAGCUUCAGGCGGACAUUCCCUGACACCUUCCCCUCCUCCUCACCUCUGGUCACCGAGACCCGCUUCUCCUUCAGUGACUGUUGGAGCCGGGAAACAAGACGACUGGCCGGAGAGCGAAGGGAAGGCGGAGGAGAACAUAAUGUUGUGAUCCUGACCUCCACUCACUGUCAUGGCGACCUGGUCCCGCACAGCUGUGUUGAAUCUCUACCGCGCUCUCCUGCGAGCAGGUCAGCACCUGCGGUACACUGACCGAGAGUAUUACUAUUCGUACGUUAAGCGGGAAUUCAGGAAGAACCAGCAUCUCACCGAGGAGCAACAGAGAACUCAACAACUGAAGAAAGGCAUUUACUUUCUGAACAAUAAGCUUGGAGGCCUGGUUUAAUUAAUGGCCGAAGCUUAGUAGCUGAUUUGAGAAUUCUAGUUGUACCGUGUUUAACAUGGCUGGUGCUGGGGAAGGAAAGAGCAAGAAGGGGGAUAAUGG